CAACCACUUAUUUGGCGCGAUAAUCUCUCCUUUGCCCAAAACGUCGUCGUUCCCACCACAUUCAAUUCUCUGUGCUGCAAAAUCAAUUAUAGUAACACCACAAACUUAAUUAUACUACUACCUUCUCAAGAGAUUAAUUUCCAACAACAACAAACACAUUCCAAAUCAUCAUUAAUUCAUUUCCCUAACAUUCAUAAUUCACUCAUUUAUUUAAUUCAAUUUUCUUUUAACCUCAAGAUCCAUUCUUGAAAUUUCACCUUCUAGGGUUUCAAUUUCCCCUUUCUUCUUUGAAUGGACCUUCUCCCAUUCUCUCGAAGAAACCAAAAACGACUUCUCCUAAUCGCCGUUUUAGGAGCUUCUGGUUAUGGUGCUUACAAAGCCUAUCAUUUACCCUAUGUUGUUCAAAAGAGGAACCGUUUCACCAAGCUUCUCAAAGCUUUCGUUUCUCUUGCUGAGCUUGCUUCAGAUUCCGCAGAAACAGUUUCAAUCGUUUCUAAGGAUUUGAAUCGAUUCCUCACCUCUGAUUCAGACGAAAUUCCCAAUAGUUUGAAACAAUUAUCGAAAAUUGCUACAUCGAAUGAAUUUUCGAUAACAAUUUCUAGGGUUUCGGAGUCUUUAACAAAAGGAAUUUUGAUAGGGUAUAAUGAUUGUAAUAAACCCUCGGAAGUUGGUGCAGAAAGUUCGAAUUUUUCGGAUAGGGUGUUGGAGAGGCUAUUUUCUAAGGCUGGAACUGGUUUUGUAUCGGUUGUGGUUGGAAGUUUUGCUAAGAAUUUGGUUUUGGGUUUCCGUUCGAAAUCGGAGAGUGUUGAUGGUGAAUUUGAUUCGGGGUCUCGAUCGGAUGUUGUUCCUAGAUGGGUGAGUGUGCUUUGUGAUGAGAAGUGUGGGAAGGUUAUAGGAGAUUGUGUGCAGAUUUUUGUGAGUACUGCUGUUGCUGUUUUUCUUGAUAAAACAAUGGAUGUUAAUACUUAUGAUGAAUUGUUUGCUGGAUUGACUAAUCCUAAACACCAUGAGAAAGUGAAGGGGGUUUUGGUUUCUCUGUGUAAUGGUGCUGUUGAGACUUUAGUUAAAACAUCUCAUCAGGUUUUGACGAAUCCGAAUGUGAAAUCCAAUUCUAGUUCGCCGAGGGAAAAUGAGUGUUUGAAGCCAGAGGCUUAUGUUGGGCAAUUCAAAAUUGGGAGCUCUGUUAGUGGAGUUGAAGAUUCUGGGUGGCUUGAACAGAUUAAAUCAACUCUUUCUGUGCCAGCUAACCAGAGGUUUGUGCUUGAUGUUACGGGGAGAGUGACAUUUGAAACAGCGAGGUCAUUUGUGGAGUUCUUGUUAUGGAGAUUAUCAGAAGGCUUCAAAAAGGGUGCUAAUAAGGUUCAUGAUGAAGUUGUAGACAGAGGAAUGCAGGUCGUUAGAUAUGUAGGAGCUAAGUCGUCAGUUAUUCUUACCUUGUGUCUUGCUUUGUAUUUACAUAUUUUGGGUGGUAGUAGGAUUAUAAUGCCGGCGUAGUAUGAUCACUCAUCCUAGCCUCUUGUAAUGCAGAUGGAAUAUAAUUUUCAGUUAGAAUAGAUCUUUACACU
Molecule: messenger RNA, 1565 nt
Organism: Trifolium pratense (red clover)
Lineage: Eukaryota; Viridiplantae; Streptophyta; Magnoliopsida; Fabales; Fabaceae
Product: protein PHLOEM PROTEIN 2-LIKE A10-like
Exons: 1
Coding region: 292-1494 (400 amino acids)
Source: RefSeq, a predicted model, not a curated record